Ornithorhynchus anatinus (platypus) is the source of this 3597-nucleotide messenger RNA. RefSeq names its product BCL6 transcription repressor (gene BCL6). Gene Ontology annotation, biological process: negative regulation of transcription by RNA polymerase II; regulation of immune system process; regulation of cytokine production. The coding region runs from base 431 to 2569 and encodes 712 amino acids. NCBI's taxonomy places the organism in Eukaryota, Metazoa, Chordata, Mammalia, Monotremata, Ornithorhynchidae. The record is from RefSeq and is a predicted model, not a curated record. The transcript has 10 exons. Gene Ontology annotation, molecular function: protein binding.
CCACUCUCCAAAGAGCUUUAAAAUGAGCUUCGGUCACUUUUGCAAUAUCCAAGCUCCCCCUGCUUCUGUUGGAUUUUCGUUUGGUUUUUCCUUUGGACAGUCCUUUUUAAUUUUUUCCAGACAGUAAUGUCAUUUGGGGUGACUUAACCGGGCUGCUGAAGAACAGCUGCCCGAAGAGCAGAGUUGUCAAAUCCUGAGGGGUGGACCUUGGGAGUUAAAUAUUCUCUUAAACCCACCCUUUUUCGCGAACCCUGACCUCCCUAGACAGGGCUGCUUACGUAAAGUAAGGCUUAAAAAAGAUGGAAGACCCUGAAGAUUUAUUACUGUCACAGCAGAAUUCCCGUUGCUGAGAUCGGUGCAGUUUGGUUCACUCUGCCAAGAUUUUAGAAGAAAUCUUGGACAGUGAAUUGAGGCAUUGGGCACAAACACAAUGGCUUUGCCAGCGGACAGUUGCAUCCAGUUCACCCGCCAUGCCAGUGAUGUCCUCCUCAACCUCAACCGCCUCCGAAGCCGGGAUAUCUUGACCGAUGUUGUCAUAGUGGUGAACCGAGAGCAGUUCCGGGCCCACAAGACAGUCCUCAUGGCUUGCAGUGGCCUAUUUUACAGCAUCUUCACAGAUCAGUUGAAGUGCAAUCUGAACAUGAUUAACCUAGAUCCAGAAAUCAAUCCUGAGGGGUUCUGCAUCCUCCUGGACUUCAUGUAUACAUCUCGCCUGAACCUGCGGGAGAGCAACAUCAUGGCAGUCAUGGCCACCGCACUCUACCUGCAGAUGGAGCAUGUCGUGGACACGUGCCGAAAGUUCAUCAAGGCCAGCGAAGCUGAGAUGAUCUCUGCCGUCAAGCCUCCGCGGGAAGAGUUUCUGGUUGGCCGCAUGCUGCUGCCCCAAGAUGUCAUGGCAUACCCCGGCCGGGAGAUGGCCGAGAGCAGCAUGCCACGCCGUAGCGCCCCUUUGUGCGACGGGCGAGCCUUCGCCCCCAACUUGUACAACAGCCUGCCUGCAUCUCCCGCCUCCUACCCUGUCUACAGCCACCUCCCCGUGAACAACUUUCUCUUCUCUGACGAUGAACUGAGAGAUGUCAGGAUGCCCAUGACAGACCUGCCCAGAGCCAAUCCCUUCCCCAAAGAGCGAGGACUGCCCUGCGAUAGUUCCAGGACAGUGCCCACGGAAUACAACAGGGCCGCCAUGGAGGUCCCAUCCAGCCUGUGCCACGCCACCAUCUAUUCCCCCAAGGAAACGUCUCCUGAGGAGGUGAGGAGUGACAUGCACUACAGCGUGGCUGAGGGCCCCAAGACUGCUGCCCCCUUGGUCCGGAACAACCCUUACUUUGCCUGCGACAAAACCGGCAAGGAGGAGGAGAGAACCUCCUCAGAGGAUGAGAUCAGCCUACACUUCGAGGCCCCAAAUGCACCCCUGAACCGGAAGGGCCUGGUCAGUCCCCAGAGCCCCCAGAAGUCGGACUGCCAGCCCAACUCCCCAACCGAAUCCAGCAGCAGCAAGAACGCCUGCAUCCGCCAGGCCUCGGGCUCCCCCGUGGCCAAGAGCCCCAGCGACCCAAAGGCAUGCAACUGGAAGAAGUAUAAGUUCAUUGUGCUCAAUUCGCUCAACCAGACCAACAAGACAGACGGAGCGGAGUCGGGUGACCUGGGACGCCUCUCCCCUCGCACUUAUGUCCCGGCAUCGUCCUGCCAGCAGUCCAUGGAGCCAGAGAACCUUGACAUCCAGUCCCCAACCAAGAUGAGCGCCAAUGGGGAGGAUUCCACCGUCCCCCAGGCCAGCAGGCUUAACAACAUCGUCAACAGCAGAUCUCUGGAUGGCUCUCCACGGAGCAGCAGCGAAAGCCACUCGCCACUGUUCUCUCACUCAUCUAAGUGCAGUUCCUGCGGCUCCCAAUCCCCGCAGCAUGCUGAGAUGUGCCUUCACCCUCCAGGCUCCACCUUCCCUGAGGAGAUGGGGGAGACUCAAUCUGAGUACUCUGACUCCAGCUGUGAAAAUGGGGCUUUCUUUUGCAACGAGUGCGACUGCCGCUUCUCAGAAGAGGCCUCUCUCAAGAGGCACACCCUGCAGACUCACAGCGACAAGCCCUACAAGUGUGACCGCUGCCAAGCUUCCUUCCGCUACAAGGGCAAUCUUGCCAGCCAUAAGACGGUCCACACAGGUGAGAAACCCUAUCGAUGCAACAUCUGUGGGGCCCAGUUCAACCGUCCAGCCAACCUGAAAACUCACACUCGCAUUCACUCUGGAGAGAAGCCGUACAAGUGCGAGACCUGUGGAGCCCGAUUUGUCCAGGUGGCACAUCUUCGUGCGCACGUGCUCAUCCACACUGGUGAGAAGCCCUAUCCCUGCGAGAUCUGUGGCACUCGUUUUCGGCACCUGCAGACCCUCAAGAGCCACUUACGGAUACACACGGGAGAGAAGCCCUACCAUUGUGAGAAGUGUAACUUGCACUUCCGCCACAAGAGCCAGUUACGGCUUCACCUGCGGCAGAAGCACGGAGCCAUCACCAAUACCAAGGUCCAAUACCGUGUCUCCUCGGCUGAGUUGCCCUCAGAGCUCCCCAAGGCUUGCUGAAGCUCACCCGCAGCGCUCGCCUCCUGCCUCCCCACCCCCGCCCCGGAAGCUAUCCAAAGGAUACUGUAACACUUUAAAAAUGUUCAUCCCAUGAUGUAGUGCCUCUUUCAUCCAUUAGUGCAGAUCGUAGGUGGGGGAAAAGGAAAAUUUCCCUAGUGACAUAAAAGAAAUGAUCAGUCUCCUCUGUGUAAAAUAUUGUCAGCAGAAAAAGUCAUUUUACAUGGCGGCGUGGUGGAGUGUGUAUAAGCUUUGGAAUAUGACUUCACUCGUUCUGAAAAAUGAGGAAUGUAUAUGUUUUGUGGGAACAGAUGUUUCUUUUGUAUGUAAAUGUGCAUUCUUUUAAAAGAGAAUUCAGUAUGCUAUAAAAGAGAGGGCUUUAAUUUUUUAACCAAAGGUGAAGGAAUAUAUGGCAGAGUUGUAAAUAUAUAUAAAUAUAUAUAUAAAUAAAUAUAUAUAUAAACCUUAAAAAGAUAUAUUAAAAAAUAUAAAAAUGCAUUAAAGGCUCGAUUUUGUAUCUGCAGGCAGACACGGAUCUGAGAAUCUUUAUUGAGAUAGAGCACUUACAAAAUAUUUUAAAGUAUUGCAUCUGUAUAAGUAAGAAAAUAUUUUGUCUAAAACGCAUCAGUGUAUUUGUAUUUUUUUGCAAGUGAAGGUUUACAAUUUACAAAGUGUGUAUUAAAAGAAAACACAAAAACAGCCGCAGAAGGAAGAAAUGUGUAAUUUUGUUCUAGUUUUCAGUUUGUAUAUAUAUAUACGUACAAUGUGUACUCACGGUGCCUUUUUCCAUGGAAGUUUUCAAUGUAUGGACUAUAUGAGCCCAAUUCCUUUAUGAGGUGCAGGCAGACCCAUCGACUCAAAGUUGUCACUAACUAAACUCUAUUUGGGAAUGUUUGUCUUAUUACAUGCUGCGUCAUGCUUGUGUUCUAAAUACUCCGGAGACAGGGUUUGGGCUGUGUCUAAACUGCAUUACUGCAUUGUAAAAUAUAGCUGUACAAAUAUGAGAAUAAAAUGAUGAAAAGUCAUGUAAA